Besnoitia besnoiti is the source of this 1176-nucleotide messenger RNA. RefSeq lists its product as uncharacterized. The record is from RefSeq and is a predicted model, not a curated record. Bases 1 to 1176 code for a protein of 391 amino acids. The transcript has a single exon. Lineage: Eukaryota; Apicomplexa; Conoidasida; Eucoccidiorida; Sarcocystidae. Gene Ontology annotation, cellular component: membrane.
AUGACUUGGAUCACCGCCGCCGUUUCGUUGGCGCUGGCCUUCCCACUCAUUCAGCAGGCCAACGCACAAGGUGACGAGCCGGUUCCCCCGGCUGCAUCACCGCCUGCGGAGGCUUGCAAUGACCCAAAAUACGCCAGCACUGGCUUGUCGUUGACCCUUGGGACCAACGACAAUCAAGUGUCCUUUAGGUGUGCAACAACAGGACCUGCAGAUCUUGAGCCGCCGAUAAAUGAAAAAAUGGUCUGCGUUGACUCGUCAUGUGGCAGUAAACAGUCGCUCAGGGACGCGUGUCCUGGUGCCGACUUAACCGAAAUUCCCCCCGGUGAAAAGGAGCAAGACGAGCCCACAACGUAUCAGCUCACCGUGCCACUACAUGGACGACCCGAUACGCACCUCUACUACAAAUGCAAAUAUGGCGCCAAGCCUCUACGGCCACAGGGAAAACCCGGAAAAUCAACUCCUAGUGGGGAGAAAGGAGAUCCAGGAAGAACCGACGGAAAUCUUGGAGCGGGAAGUCCAGCGGGUGAAGCGAAGCAAGGAGAAGAAGACAAAGGAGCACACGAAAAUGACAUGGGUUCAUUGACAGCUGCCACAGAGUGCCUGGUCACCAUAAAGAUCGAGCGCACAGAACCCCAGGCACAGCCUGAAACGCCACAUCAGCCUAAUAACCAGGGAAGUCCCUCAGUUCCUCCAGAGCAAAUCGUGCAAAUCACCGAGUGCAACGAGGGCACCAUCACCACAAGCCUCUCGGCAAAUAUUCCACUCAGAUUCCGAUGCGCAAAAGAGCUUUUUUUGAACCCAACCUCGAUUGCAAAAGUCUAUGAAGACAGUAACGGCCGGUGCGAGAACGAGGUCGAGCUGUCAUCCGUCUUGAAAGCUGAGUUGCAGCAGCAGGUUCCGAGGCCUCAAGAAGAAAAUCACGGUUUCUACGAGCUAACCCUUCAGGACCCUCCCAUCCAUGACACUAGCUUGUGUUAUAAGUGCGUGAUACGUGAUGCAGAUCCAGAGUCGUCACUGCCGCCUUCAGUAAGGACGGCGGCAUCGCAAAAGCAAUGCUUUAUCAAGGUGUCGGUUAAAGGUACAGGAGGCCUCACCUCUUCUGCAUUUCCCGUCGUAGCAUCGCCGGUUUUGCUACUUGAGUACGUGCUUGUCCUGUUUUUCUACACAGUACUGUAG